AUUGCUAUCAUCAUCAUCGUUGAUAAGCGCGGGAACUGUGUGUGUCCUCCUGUAGCCGGAGAAACAUCACUCAUCCAAUUUUUUUUGCGCAAACUACUAAUCCAUGGAGGAACUGGACCUCGACGCAUUAGACGAACUGCUCAACGAAGAACUACCCGAAGAAGCCGAUAUCACCGAACCUCCCACUCCGAUCGUAAAAGAUCCCCGAAGAAAUGAAACCAACGAUGCAGUCAGUUCCAGCGACGAUCUUGAGAGAGAACUACGAGAGAUGCAAGAGAAGAUGGACAGACUUCGUGAGCAAUUAAGUAAGAAGAACGCCUCGUCCCCCGCCUGCCGUACAGAGAAUAGCUUCGCUGCAACGAAGAGCACACCUCCCGCGGUGGAUCCGAACAGCCUCAAGAAACCUCGUGCUAAUACUUCGUUAAAAUUGCUCGACGAGGACAUUUUUUCGAAAGGGAGCGAGCCAGGUGUUACGAAAGCGCCAACAUCCGGUAGGAGCGUCGUCCACUCAGGCGACACGGAUUCUUCGGACGAUGAGAAGCGUUACCCGACGGAGAGUGCCUUGACUAAAGGCGGAAAAACCAUAAAGAGAACACUGGAAGCUCGGACGUUUUCUUCCGAUGCUCCGAGAAGACCGGUAACCACGUGGAGCAGCAAGCGGACGGCAAUGUCUUUGGACCAAAGCGGUGGUGUCACAGACCCUUACUCGGGAAUAAGAAUCAUCAACCCCCUUGUGUCGUCAACAGUCAUGGAGGCCCGAAUGGCCUCCCGGAAGAUGGUCAAGAUGUCCUUGGUACCUACCUUCGCACAAACCAAGAAGAUAGAAGACGACUGGGUGACAGUCGGCGUGUUGGUCAACAAGUCCGCUCCAAAGACGUCAAAGAAUGGAAAGCCGUUUUCUAUCUGGAAACUGACGGACCUGCAGGACUGCGAGAACCUCGUGAGCAUCUUCCUUUUCGGAGAGGUCCACGAGAAACACUGGAAGACAUCAGUUGGGUCCGUUGUUGGAUUCCUCAACCCGUCGGUUAUGCCAAACAAGGACAGCUAUAAUGGUAGGUCUGAGGUGUGCUUGAGCAUUGACCACCCAGGAAAAGUUAUGCUCAUGGGCACUUCAAAGGACUUUGGGACAUGCAAGGGUAUCUCCAAAAGCGGACACCCUUGCACGAUGGUGGUCAACACGUACACAUGUCCAUACUGUGUGUAUCACGUCAAAGCAGAGUACAGAAAAAUGAGUUCCAAGCGAACAGAGUUACAAGCAUCAUAUUCAGGCGUCGCACCGCAAGGGAUCAGGCAGAAGAUUCUGCAGAAGAGCCAAAUAAUGUACGGUGGCCAGAUGUACAUAAACCCCUCGGUACAAACAACGAAAGCACUCAAAGGAAAGGACAAGUUUACUCUGAGCAGCCUGAAAGUUGCUCGACAAGCAGAAGAUAUAGAGAAGGCUGUGCGUCUCUCUGGUGCCUCUGCCAUCAAACUUCAGCAUCUAUCCUCUCGGGAGAAUCAGGCCAUCAAUGAGAUUGCAGCCAAGUCUGACUUUUUGGGUCAGGCACUUUGCAAACCCGGAGCUGGCUCCAGGAACUUUCUCCAACAUGUGGUCAAGGAAAAAACGACUAGUGCAGCACCUGGGCCCAGCAAGGAUGUGGUUUCCAUCACAGCCAAGGACCUCCUCAGGAUGCAUCAACAGAAGCUGAAAAGCCUCAACGGCGGAGCGGCACAGCCACAGAAGAUGAGCCCAGUUUUGGGCAGAGGCCUUGUCAAUGACAGAGUUGUGGACCUGGGGACUGCGUCCGUGUCAGGAAUAAAGCCACUCGCUGCCUCCGACAUUGCCAAGAUAAAAGCUAUCCAGAAGGUGAGGGCGAAGGGGCCCUUGGUUGCUAAGGAUCCAAAUGCAGUCAAGCAAGACUUCACCUCCCCUGAGGCUCGGGCAAGGAUCCAAAGGAAGCUCGAUCAGCUCGAGCCAUCAGGAGGUGACCACAGCAAAGACGAAGAGGGUGGUUCUCCUAAAGCCAAGAAGAGUCGGCUAGGACUGGCGAUGAGCAAGGACGAAAUGGAAAAGUUGCUGCGCCAAAAGUCAUCCCACGCGCAUCAACUCGACGAUCUGGAAACGGAGGAAGAAAUGCAGUACUUCAGCGUCCUCGAGAAGAAAGAACAGCUGGAGGAGAAGAUGCUGUCUGUCAAGGAGAUACAGUGUGAUGUUGUCUCCUGCAAAAUCUGCAAGUACACAGCACAUCAAGCUUCUGACCUGUGUAAGAAGGAAAAUCACCCCCUAAAGCACCACAAGGCAACAAAGCGCUUUUUCAAAUGCAAGAGCUGCAGCCACCGUACCACUACAUUUGCGAGAGUGCCGGCACAGAGCUGCAGGAAGUGCAAUGGGUCCAACUUUGAAAGGACAUCAAUGGGCAAGCCUAAGGAAGGACCCAAGUUGCCAGAGGAAAAACUGGUCAUUCGUGGGGAGGAGAUAAAAUACAUCAACAAAUAGUGAUUUUGAUUGUAUAAUUGUAGUCUUGCAAGCCAUUGUUGAAAAGUUGGCACACAUAGUUUUAAUUGUGUAUUAUGACUCAUUUUAAUUGUGUACUAUCUGCAUCAUGGCUCAUUUUGGCAGAAAGUAUUUGAUGCGAUUGAAUGUAAUUUUAGUCUCGUGAAAUGAAUCUGUUGGUUUUAUGAUGGUACUAGUAUUACGAAUGUUCAUGUCGUAGUUGGGAAAUCAGAAGUUGGAAUCUGUGGACACCUUGUCGCAGUCGUUUGCUUGGUGAAUAAACACUCUUCUCUUGCA
Ixodes scapularis (black-legged tick) is the source of this 2770-nucleotide messenger RNA. RefSeq names its product protein MCM10 homolog (gene Mcm10). The coding region runs from base 104 to 2476 and encodes 790 amino acids. Gene Ontology annotation, biological process: DNA replication; DNA replication initiation. Gene Ontology annotation, molecular function: DNA replication origin binding; single-stranded DNA binding. The record is from RefSeq and is a predicted model, not a curated record. NCBI's taxonomy places the organism in Eukaryota, Metazoa, Arthropoda, Arachnida, Ixodida, Ixodidae. The transcript has 17 exons. Gene Ontology annotation, cellular component: replication fork protection complex; nucleus.